CGGCGAGGCCUGCGCCGCCUAGCUCCGACGCUACAACACCACUGAAAGAACUCACGAUCCCACCCUCAUCUUUGAAAGUGGUUACUGUUCUCCCCUCCGAAGUCACUCCUUCUACAUUUCGACAUGUUGGCACGCUCGGGCGUCCUGUCACUCGCUUUUACUCUUCUCACCGGCCAUGCAGCGGCUAUCGAUCUGGAUAUAAACAGCAAGGACUCGAUAAAGUCUGCAGCAAAGGUUCUGGCAAGCGGUAUCGUUGCGUUCUACGAUGAGACCUUGAAUGAGGAUUUGAUCCCUGGCCUUUUCCCCCACCCAUACUAUUGGUGGGAGUCCGGCUUAGCCUUCAAUGCCUUGGUAGACUACUAUGGUCUCACGAACGAUUCUGAAUACAAUUCUCGCAUCUCAGAAGCCCUGCAACAUCAGCUCGGUGAUUACGAUGCCUUCAUGCCAGCCAAUCAGACCAAAGUUCUCGGUAACGAUGAUCAAAGCUUCUGGGGCCUUGCUUCUUUGUCUGCGCAUGAAGUCCAACUUCCAGCGCCUGCGUCAGGCAGCUGGUUAGAGUUUGCGAAGAAUGUUUUCGACACCCAGACGUCGCGCUGGGACACCCACAGCUGUGAUGGGGGCCUCAAGUGGCAGAUCUUUACCUUCAACGAUGGUUAUAACUACAAGAACGCUGCGUCUAAUGGUCAACUGUUCCUUCUGGCUGCCCGACUUGCGGACCAGACCGGAAAUGCUACGUAUGCAGAAUGGGCAAACAAAAUCUAUAACUGGACCACUGAAGUUGGCCUCGUUUCGGCCGAUCAGCAUGUGUACGACGGUACAGAUGACAGGCAAAACUGCUCAGCUGUCAACCACAUCCAGUGGACGAACAAUCACGCAGAGUUCACGGAGGGUGCUGCGCUUAUGUACAAAGCUUCAAAUGGUUCUCAAAAAUGGACUGAUAUCGUCACUGGCUUUGUAAAAGCUUCAUCAACCUUCACAGGCGAUGGUGGUGCACUUAUCGAAGCGGCAUGCGAGAAGAAUGGAAAGUGCGACAUCGACCAGCGAGCUUUCAAGGGCAUUGCCGUGCGCUCUUUUGGUCGGGCUGCUCAAGUCGCCCCUAUCGUCGCAGACUCUAUUCACGCGAUGCUGAACGCCUCUGCUAAAGGCGCAGCCAAGAAUUGCGAAAGCGGCGGUGAUAAUGUUGUGUGCGGACUUAGCUGGUCAAGUUCGAGUAAUGGCACCUCGGAGCAGGCCACUGCUGCAGAUGGUAACCUCGGCGAAGUCCUUAACGCGUUGCAGGCGAUUCAGGCACUGCUAUGGCCCACUGUCAAGUUCAUCAACAGCACUAUUGGGACCGUGAGCCCUAACGCAACUACAAGCGGAAGCCCUACAGGAACUUCUGAUGGCGCUCAGCACACCGGCAGUGGAGCGACUCUUGCAGCAUCGUUCACGCUUGUACUGGCUAUUGCUUUCACUACGGCCUUGAGUUGCUAAUAAUUUAGCAACGGUGUGUGAGGGAUAUGUCAAGUAACAAACUAUUGUAGAAUUAAACAUGGAAGGCAUUUGAUCAAGGAGCGGUGUGAGAGAGGACCAACUGGAGAUACCAACUGCUCUAUGACAUGGAUGGAUUGGUGGAAGGAAGGUUCAGGAUUGUUGGAGAUAUGGGUG
Messenger RNA from Macroventuria anomochaeta, 1647 nucleotides. Its product is annotated as glycoside hydrolase family 76 protein. Gene Ontology annotation, biological process: carbohydrate catabolic process; fungal-type cell wall biogenesis. Lineage: Eukaryota; Fungi; Ascomycota; Dothideomycetes; Pleosporales; Didymellaceae. The transcript has 3 exons. Gene Ontology annotation, molecular function: mannan endo-1,6-alpha-mannosidase activity. Bases 124 to 1473 code for a protein of 449 amino acids. The record is from RefSeq and is a predicted model, not a curated record.